This is a messenger RNA of Thalassophryne amazonica, 3422 nucleotides long. RefSeq names its product fibrinogen-like 2a (gene fgl2a). The transcript has 5 exons. The record is from RefSeq and is a predicted model, not a curated record. Lineage: Eukaryota; Metazoa; Chordata; Actinopteri; Batrachoidiformes; Batrachoididae. The coding region runs from base 186 to 1706 and encodes 506 amino acids.
ACAGCUAUGUGAGGCAGCAGCAGUUCCACCGCACUCUCUCCUUUCUGCAGGCUGCGCGCGCUAGACACACACUGUAUUCACAUCCUCUCAUAGAGACGAUCUGCAACACAGGCGCACUGACGGCGGCGCACAUCCAAGGCAGGUGCACCGACUUCACUCUUUCACUUUACAAACACUUAUUCCUCAUGUCACAAACAAUGAGGAUGGUUGCGCUCUGCGUCUGUGCCGGUCUCCUGCUUCUAUCCACCUUGCUGCCGCGCACCAGCGGGGCAGCGGACUUUGCUGUUAACUCGCAUCAGAGAUGGGAUGCUAAAGGAGCGUACGCUUUAGGAGUCGAAUCCGGUCCCGCCGCCUCUUGUCCUGUGAAACUGAGACCCUCGGGCCAGUGCGGGAGCUCCGGAGCAGAGGAAGGGGAGGACUGCCCCUACCAGAUCACCUUGCCUCCCCUCACUAUCCAGCUGCCCAAGCAGUUCAGGCUGCUGGAGAAGACACUGAAGGAGCUGCAGACUCUAAAGGAGGAGGUCAAUAAGCUGAAGAGCGGGUGCCAGCAGUGCCGCGGAGGACAGGGCGCCGGGGAGACUGGAUAUCAUCAAGCCGACCAGGUUCCAAUCCUGAAGGAUCCUACGGAGGUGGGGGGACUGGACCUGACAGGACAGCAGCUGCAAGAUGGGAUCAGCCAAGAGGAGAGGGGAGACGGGAUGGUCCCUGGAGGUACCGCGGAGAAUGCUGGACUGAGCCAAGGGACUGUUAUUGGGAAAAUUCCACCAAAACCAAACACUAUUCAGGAAAUGCAGGUGAAGCUGAACAAAAUGUCGGUCAGCCUGCGCAAUGCUCGGAACCAGAUCUCGACUCUGCAGGGUCGCAUGGAGGGGAUGAACCUGCUCAACAUGGACAACGUGCAGGCCAUUGUGGACAGCAGGGUGGAGAACAUCACCGGAGUGAUCAACAAGCUCAGCUCCACCUGCACAACACAGUGUGCGGUACAACCCAGCCCUCAGUUUAUCUUAGCCCCACAGGACUGUUCAGAUUACAACAUGAUGGAAGUGAAGAAGAAUGGAGUGUAUCGUGUGGCCCCUGAUCCCCGCAAUGGGACGUUUGACGUCUUUUGUGACAUGGAGUCCUUUGGAGGUGGAUGGACUGUCAUUCAGCAGCGACUGGAUGGGUCCGUCAGCUUCAACCGCACCUGGCCCGAAUAUAAGAAGGGCUUUGGAAACCUCAGAGGUGAGUUUUGGCUGGGCAACGACCAUAUCCACUUGCUGACAAAGGUCAAAGACAUGAUCCUGCGCAUCGAGCUACAGGAUUUUGAGGGUGUCCGGGAAUAUGCCAAGUACGACCAGUUCUAUGUGGCCAAUGAAUUCCUCAAGUACCGUCUUUCUGUCAGUGGCUACAGUGGGACAGCUGGGAAUGCCAUCAGCUUCAACAAACACUUCAACCAUGACCAGAAGUUCUUCUCAACGCCUGAUCGCGACAAUGACAUGUACCCAACCGGAAACUGCGGUGCCUACUACAGCUCUGGCUGGUGGUUUGACGCUUGCAUGUCCGCCAACCUCAAUGGAAAAUACUACCACAAGCGGUACAAGGGAGUCAGGAACGGCAUCUUCUGGGGAACGUGGCACAAUAUGUCGACGGAGUACUACCCUACCAACUACAGGCAGGCCUUCAAAACAGUGAAGAUGAUGAUAAGGCCCAAGAACUACGCUCCUUAAAUGGACAAAUAGAAAUAUUCAUGAGCAUAGACAGAUGGUAAAAUGCAAACACAAACAGGCAGUGGUAGAAAAAUAAAAUGGUUCAGUCACUCAUAAAUGCCAAGGCAUUCAUGUGCACACACUCCCAAUACAUGCAAGCACGCUCCAAGAGAAUGGAAGCCUUCUAAUCAGUCUGAAAGCAGUAAAGAUAAAAUUACAAAAUAACUGAGGGUAAAAAAGCAGUGGUAUGGUAUCAUCUUUUAUUUUUCCUUCUACUGAGUGAAAAUGUUGAGUUUAGAACAAUGAUAUCACAGAACAAUGAUCUCUGACUACCAACGACUUAAUAAAAAUACCCCACGGGUACAGUAUAAAAGGCCAGUUUCCGUCAGGGGCCAUAAUAUUUCACAGAAGGCAACCAUACAAGAUUUUUCACAGAUUCUGUGACAUUUGUUCCAGGCUUCUGUCCUCCUCCCUUCUGCCAUAAACCUGAGCACGACACACAGUAGCGCUAAAACUAAUGAGCUACCAUUUUCUCCACUCUAAAUGGUUUCAUAAUUAACAGAGGCCAUUCAAGUGAAGGAUAAGAUAGCUGACGAUACAGUUUGGACUCGGUCUAUCUAGAAGACUUCAAGCUGAGGUUAAACUAUUUUUUGUUCUUUUUUUUUUCUUUUUUUUAGAAUCAAACUGUUACAGCAGUUUGGGAUGUGCAGCGCACAAAACAAACUGCCUUCAUAUUGUUUAUUUUAUUGUUCAUCACCAUCCUGUUAUUCUACAAUAUAAAAUCACAGCAUUAGAAACAACCGAAGAUAAAUUUCUGUUGGAACACUCCCACAUACACUCAGUUAUUGUUGUUUAUUAAAUUAUACUUGACACUUAGUUCCAGUAUUUUUUUAUUUUAUUUUAUUAUCCACAAAUCUGGGUGCACUGAAUUACUGCAUGCUCCUUGUUGCCACACACCAACACGCAUCACCCCUGGCUCACUAUUUGUACCAUACUGCCUCCUAAUGUCAGCAAACUGCAUAGCACCUGUUAAUUGGUUUCAUAUACACUGUUAACGGCCAGGAUGGGGAAAGAAAUUCUUCAAGUUGAAGAUGUGUACAGUAUUUAUUUUAUUUUUAUGAGGUAUGACAGCUUUUAUAAUAGACAGGGUCUAACGAGAUAUUUUGAGCAAUGAUCCAAAACUCGUGCAGUGUUGUGACCAUUCAUGGUAAUUAUGUGUGUAUUUGGAGCGAGACAGCUGUACAACAUUGAUCUUUUCUAUUGUUCAUAUACAACUGUCACAUGCAAGAGAGCAGCACUUUUGUUUUGAAAUAUUAAAACUAAUGAAGUAGAUGGCUGUGUGCAUUGCAAUGUAUGUCAUACUUUUAAAUCGGCAUCGAUGCCUAGUCAUAUGUGUCAGCAUUGUCUGUAUGUGUAUUCCCCCCCCCCACCCCUUAUUUUAAUAUCAAAAGCACCUUAUGAAUGUAGGCAAAUGUGUAUACAUUUCAAGCAUGGGUAUCCACUUUAAUGUUGAAAUUCCAAACCCUGUCUAUUUAUGGACCAUUUGAGACCUUUAAGAUAGAGGGACAAUGUGCAUGCCCAUAAUGAAUGGGUUAAUGAUGUGUUUAAUAGCUGUGAAACUGACUUCUUGAAAUGAAAGGAUGAUUCAUGAGAUUCACAGAAUAUUAAAUAUUAAGACUGAGGGCCUGUGACUUUAAAAUCUGUUUACUGUAUGUGACAAUGAGCUUAAUAAAAAAA